Williopsis jadinii is the source of this 492-nucleotide messenger RNA. Its product is annotated as peptidylprolyl isomerase family protein CPR4. Gene Ontology annotation, biological process: protein folding; protein peptidyl-prolyl isomerization. Lineage: Eukaryota; Fungi; Ascomycota; Saccharomycetes; Phaffomycetales; Wickerhamomycetaceae. The annotation marks the transcript as partial. The record is from RefSeq and is a predicted model, not a curated record. Gene Ontology annotation, cellular component: fungal-type vacuole; endoplasmic reticulum. The transcript has a single exon. Gene Ontology annotation, molecular function: peptidyl-prolyl cis-trans isomerase activity.
CCGCCAAUCACCCACUACGUGUACUUCUCUGUGCAACAGGGCGAAGAUCUCCUCGGCACCAUCAAGAUUGGCCUGUUCGGGUCCGUGGUCCCCAAGACGGUCAAGAACUUCUACACCCUGGCCACCGACGGCGUUGAUGGCAAGGGGUACAAGGACACCAUCUUCCACAGGGUGAUCAAGGACUUCAUGAUCCAGGGCGGUGACUUUGACAAGUUUGACGGCACCGGUGGCUCCUCCAUCUACGGCCCCAAGUUCGCGGACGAGAACUUCAAUCUCAAGCACGAUCGCGUGGGCAGGGUCUCCAUGGCCAACUCCGGCAAGGACACUAACGGGUCGCAGUUCUUCAUCACCACGGCCAUCACGUCGUGGCUAAACGGCAAACACGUUGUUUUUGGCGAGGUUGUGGAGGGCUACGACGUUGUGGACAAGAUCCAAGGCAGCGACACCGAUUCGCACGAUAAACCAACUUCCCAGAUCAAGAUCAUCGAGUCG